CUCAGUAAUGAUUGGUCAAAAAAGUUGCUUAUGAUAAAGAUAGGCCAAUCACAAAAGUUAUUUCAUAUUCCUGCGGAUGUAUCUUCACUGAGUUGUUUGGUAUAAAACUGGGCACACAAAACGAGGAAAUCUCAACAAUAUCAACCGGUUUGAAGGAUAACUACAAUAACAAUAAACACAAGAUGUCUAACUCUGGUGUCAACUUAACUGAUGAUGGUCUUGAAGCCUUUUUGGAAAUAAAACAAAAGAAAAAACUGAGCUAUGUGAUGUACAAAAUAAGCGACGACAAAAGAUGGAUUGAAGUAGAGUCCAAAGUGCCAAAAGGUACUGAAGAUUGCGCGACUGCAUGGAAUAACUUAAAAGAGGUCUUGAAAAAAGAUGAAGGCAGAUAUGUUGUAUUUGAUGCAAAUUGGACAUCUGACUCUGGUGGCUUUAAAGAAAAACUUAUAUUUGUUGCUUGGAACCCUGACGAUAGUUCUGCCAAGAAUAAGAUGUUGUACUCGAGUAGCAAGGACAACAUUUUAAAGAAAUUUGGGGACACUCACAAGAUUCAAGCCAAUGAUUUUGAUGAUCUAGAAUUCACUUACAUUUUUGCGGAUCUGAAAAAGAAAUACAAAUAG
Owenia fusiformis is the source of this 620-nucleotide messenger RNA. NCBI's taxonomy places the organism in Eukaryota, Metazoa, Annelida, Polychaeta, Sabellida, Oweniidae. The record is from the annotation of a GenBank genome assembly.